Messenger RNA from Aspergillus glaucus CBS 516.65, 864 nucleotides. Its product is annotated as SDR family NAD(P)-dependent oxidoreductase. The transcript is spliced from 4 exons. The record is from RefSeq and is a predicted model, not a curated record. Gene Ontology annotation, molecular function: oxidoreductase activity, acting on the CH-OH group of donors, NAD or NADP as acceptor. NCBI's taxonomy places the organism in Eukaryota, Fungi, Ascomycota, Eurotiomycetes, Eurotiales, Aspergillaceae. The coding region runs from base 1 to 864 and encodes 287 amino acids.
AUGGCCAGCGACAGGCUCAAUCAAGUUUGUCAACAUCUAGAAGGAGUGACAGACCCAAGCCGAAUUGAUGGCCAUGUCAUUAUUGUGACCGGGGGUGCACAAGGUAUUGGUAAAGCAGCUGCUCUCCUUCUGAGCCAGCAGGGUGCCACUGUCGCUAUAAACGAUUUGGACAAUGAUAAGGCUCAAGAGGUGGUUGAUGAGAUCCGCCAGCAGGGCCGAAAAGCCGAUUCUUUUGUCGGCAAUGUGUUGGAGGAAGGGUUUCCCCAGAAGUUGGUUGACAAUGUCCUGCGCAAAUACGACAAGAUCAAUGGCUUAAUUAAUAAUGCUGGAUUCUGCCAUGACAGUGCCAUUCACAAGAUGUCCGAUGAAAAGUUCGACAUCAUCAUGAAGAUGCACAAUUAUGUCCCUUUCCAGAUGACCCGCGCGCUGUCAUCAUACUGGAUGAACCCUCGAAACAAAGAUUUACCCAAGACCAUCAUCAACGUCUCUUCCACCUCUGGUCUGCAUGGAUCCAUGGGCCAGAUCAACUAUGCGACAGCAAAAGCCGGAGUCGUGGGACUUACCAAGACCAUUGCUGCUGAAUGGAGUCGAUAUAAUGUCCGUGUGAACGCUAUAGCGUACGGCUGGAUCGAUACCCGUAUCACUCGACCUCCCACUGAAUCCGAAGUGCUGGAAUUGGACGGACAGUCUAUUCGCCCUGGGAUUCCGCUAAAAGCAAAGAAGUGGCGUGAUGUGUCUGAUAUUCCUCUAGCAAGACCAGGAACGGCUCAUGAAGCUGCGAAGGUGAUGCUGUUUCUAGCCAGUCCGUUGUCAUCAUAUGUGACCGGCACAUGCAUUGAAUGUACAGGAGGCCGAUUUAUGUAG